Triticum turgidum subsp. durum (durum wheat) is the source of this 990-nucleotide messenger RNA. NCBI's taxonomy places the organism in Eukaryota, Viridiplantae, Streptophyta, Magnoliopsida, Poales, Poaceae. The record is from the annotation of a GenBank genome assembly.
AUGGAGAUGACUGUUAACGGGAGGGACACCGAGCAGCACCACCACCUUGGCCUCGGCCUCGGCCUCGGGCUCAGUCUCGGCAUGUCCGGUACGACGUCUCCCGUCGAGCCGGCGGCGCCCCAGCGUGCUCUGACCGCUGCUGCGCCGUCGACGCUGGGGCGGCAGCAGCAGCAGUCCUGGAAUGGCGCCGGCCUCUUCUAUCCGGCCUCCUCCGGCGAGCAGCCUCGCUCGCAUGCAGAUGACCGGAGGCUGGCGGCGUUGGCGUGCCACGAGAUGCCGUCCCUGCGCGGGAUCGACGUCAACCGGGCGCCGGCCACGGGGGGCGCGAGGGGCAGCUGCGGCGCCAGCGAGGACGAGGAGCCCGGCGCGUCGUCGCCCGACAGCACGCUGUCCAGCCUCAGCGGCAAGCGCGGCGCGCCGACGAGGAGCGGCGGCGGGGAGCAGGAGCGCGCCGGCGCGGGCAGCGACGACGAGGACGACUCCGGGACCGGCGGCGCCGGGUCGCGCAAGAAGCUCCGCCUGUCCAAGGACCAGUCCGCCGUGCUCGAGGACAGCUUCAAGGAGCACAGCACCCUCAACCCCAAGCAGAAGGCGGCGCUGGCGAGGCAGCUGGGGCUGCGGCCGCGGCAGGUGGAGGUGUGGUUCCAGAACCGGAGGGCGAGGACGAAGCUGAAGCAGACGGAGGUGGACUGCGAGUCGCUCAAGCGCUGCUGCGAGACGCUGACCGAGGAGAACCGCCGGCUGCAGCGGGAGGUGCAGGAGCUGCGCGCGCUCAAGCUGCUCGCCCCGCCGGCGCCGCACCUCUACAUGCGCGCGCCGCCGCCCACCACGCUCACCAUGUGCCCCUCCUGCGAGCGCGUCGCGCCCUCCGGCAAGCCGGCCGUCGACGAGAGCCGCGCCGCCAUGGUGACCCGGGCCGUGCCGACCGGGCCGUGGGGCCCCGUCCCGGUGAUGCCCGUGUUCCUGGGCAGGCCGGCCCAGAGGUCAUGA